Fomitopsis serialis is the source of this 756-nucleotide messenger RNA. RefSeq lists its product as uncharacterized. The transcript is spliced from 3 exons. NCBI's taxonomy places the organism in Eukaryota, Fungi, Basidiomycota, Agaricomycetes, Polyporales, Fomitopsidaceae. The annotation marks the transcript as partial. The record is from RefSeq and is a predicted model, not a curated record.
CCUAUCGCCAAGAUCAAGAAGGAUUCGCAGUUUACGUGGAAGACGGUUGCGGACCGGAUGAAGGUAGUCGGGUUGGAUCCGUAUCGAAUAGACCUCGACGAGCCGACGCUGAGGUUCAUGUUUAACCGCUACUACUUACAUAACCUCUACGGAGGGAGCUUCGUCGACACGUUUCCCCACCCGGCACCACAGAAGGCCCAAGUUCACCUGCUCAGCGACUUUAUGUGUCUUGUCCUCGAGCUCAACCCGCACGCACCGGUCAACCCCGGCGACCCCGGCUUGUUCUUCGGAACUAGGCGCGCUGACGGUGAAGGUGAUUUCGAACGCAGUAUCUUUCGUGUAUUCGUGAGGGUGCAAGACAAACCUGCACUCUGGGGUUACAUGGGUCAGUACCGGAUGUACGUUUCGGAGUCUCUGACCUCAGAUGAGUUUGCUCUUCAACCCCUCGCAGUACGAAGGACGUGGGGGCAGGACAUCCUCGAGAAGUCCUGGGGAGAUGUUGUUAUGUUCAGGGUGGGGUUUCGCAAGGAACAUCACAGAGAACCAUCCAGGGAUGAGAUCUCUGCGGUCGUCGAAGACAAAGAUCGUGUAGUUGCAGCACGCCGCAAGGUCACGUGGGAAGAUAUCGUUGCUGCAUACGAGAGAGGAGAAGAGGCGAUCGGUGUAUGGGCAAUGAAGUGCGUCAGCUACGACAUCCAGUUCCAACGUGUCCUCGCGAGGAACUACAAAUAUUUCACUCCGCCGAAGGGAAAGGCG